AUGAGCUCGACCGUCGCUAACCGUGUCGCCGAGAAUGGCGUCGUACUCGGGUUUUGGACGAAUUGGUCCCAGGGCUCUAUCAAAGGAGCAACGAUCACACUUACGAAGAGCAGCGGCGCGUUCUUGACUGCAGCUCUGGCCGUGUUUGUCACCUAUGUUGGCGCUAGAUUUUGGAGAAUCUCCUGUUUCGCAGUCCACCAUUGGCGUUCAUCCAAAGAUCCGCGAGAUGCUCUCUACCACCAGCGCCAAGCAUUACUCCGGAACUCAGACUCGUCCUCAGGCGUGCUAGCUGAGAUCUUCUGGAUGAUCUGGUCCUGGCGACGCAAGGCAGGGCUUCUUCGCGUACUGAAGCGUUUACUUCCGCUGUUCGCGCUGGCAGCCACGUUGGCCGCUGGGUUCGCAGUCGCGGGUGUAUUCUCCUCGCGCAUCUCAAGCUCUAUGGGUGGGGAAGUCAUGAUAUCCAGCCCAAACUGCGGCUACUUGUGGUGGGAUUCCAACUUCACUUUCACCGACACGGACACGCUCAUCAACUAUGCUACCCAGCUUACAGUUGAUGCCGCCGCCUACGCUCAGCGCUGCUAUCGCGGCGAGGCUGCAACGACGGAGUGCCCGACCUACGUGCAGAAAAGUAUCGAAGGUAGCGUUACCCGCAACGCAACCUGCCCAUUCGAUCCGAAGAUAUGCUUGCUGAAUAACGAUAACCUCGUCAUCGAUACGGGGCACUUCGAUAGCCACCAUGACUUGGGGCUAAAUGCGGCCCCACAGGAUCGAUUUCUCUACAGACGGGUGACUGCCUGCGCGCCGUUACGCACAGAAGGCUAUUCGGAACCCGUGAACCAAACUAUGGGAUCGUUCGACUUCCCCUACAUGACAUAUCUGUACGGACCGAACACUCACACUGGCGCCAACUACACAUACGACUAUCCUAUGUUUCGGCCCUCGGACAUCUCCAAAAACGCGGCUGACUAUACUAUCAUGGCACUUAGAGUGUAUGCGGAAAACUGGGGCGACUUUGACCCGAUCCCAGAAAUUAACCAGACCAAUGGGGACGCGGACCUAGCCUUGCUUGCACUUUCUGCGAACGACAUCGCCUUCGUGCAGCCCGUCACCGACCCGUGGUACAUGGCAACCACAAAGGAGGACGGCGACGGCGAGAUCACAGUGCCAUUAUAUCUUCCGGACCGACCGGCCUCUUUCGUGGGGUGCAAAGUGCAGCAUCAAUGGUGCGAUCCGAACGUAAACGGUGCCAAUGGGUGCACAAAACUGGCUGGUUUCACCCAAGUGGCCAACGAGGCUGCGUCGCUUUUCCAGAGGCCUCGCCAAAAUGCUUCUUUCUACGCGAUGACUUGGGCGCUCAACGUUUCUCCCAGCAUCGAGGCAAUCAUCGAUCGACUUGGUACCACCGCGUUGACCUCCAGGUACACACUAAAUGCUGGUAUCCAGGGCCCGUUGCCGUCCAAUCAGUGGCAGAGUGACGUCGAGCACCUUCAUGCCACGACCUUGGCUGCUCUACAGCGCAUGACUAUCGAGCAAGCUACAGGUCCGACUGACCAGAAUUUGCAACGGUUCUUUAUUAGACCGAAUGAUGACAUGGAACGCGAGGCACGCUGUCAGCAGAAAGUCCGAUCGACGGAUUACACAUCCUUCUCCGUCCUCGGCCUCAGCCUUACUCUUAUUCUCGGCGUUCUCAUCAUCCUCACCUCCUAUACCCUAGAGUCACUGGCAGCGUUCAUCCAGAAGCACCGCAAAAUAGAUCCAUACCAUCGUCUCGAAUGGGCCUUGAACGGCACAUUCCAGCUGCAGCGCCUCGCACACGAGGAGCUUGGCUGCGGAACCUGGAGCGGUGGCGACGACCUCGUGCCGCUAACAGAACAGAACGCGAAGCUCGCUGUCCUAGAUAUCAUCAACGUCAAGCAUCCUCGCUUGCAGGCUGCUGAGGAAGAAAAGGCAAAUACCACGCUUAGCGAUGCAGUGGCGGGGAAGGGAUCCAUGAGUGAGAAGAACGGGAGCGUGCAGCACAGGGAGCAGGUGGGUCCCAUCGACCCCGGUAUUAACCGCGCAGAAACUCUGAGCACGGCCGUAGAGUCGCCCGUCUCGCCAGUGAAGGGUGGUGUGAGGGAUCUCCGAGCUGGCGGAACGGCAGACACCGGCGCAGACCCACCUAGGCAUGACGGAACGGCGGAGCGUGGAGGGAGCUUGUCUCCACCAGUCUCACCCGUCUAG
Molecule: messenger RNA, 2223 nt
Organism: Trematosphaeria pertusa
Lineage: Eukaryota; Fungi; Ascomycota; Dothideomycetes; Pleosporales; Trematosphaeriaceae
Exons: 4
Coding region: 1-2223 (740 amino acids)
Source: RefSeq, a predicted model, not a curated record